AUGGCUGAUGAAAAGAGACUGGAGGAUUUGAGAUCCAAAAUAAUGGAGUCUAUAGGAAAAUCAGAAAAGGAUGUUGUGCCGAUUGAGAACAAAAGAUUCAACACGGAUAAUGCAGUUAUAGAUACACAUUUUAAGAGGCAAAAAAGUGACGGUGAGCUUCCGAAAGCGCCAAAAAGUAGAAACGUUUCACAUUCUAAUAACAGAGGACCAUCGUCAAUAAUUACUAUGAGCACGAAUCGAACGACUUAUGAACAAACAAGGGCAGGUCCUCAUCGUCAAAGUUAUCGGGAUGCAUCGGGAAGAUCAUAUAACAGGGAGAAUCGGUAUAGUAGUCACAAUACUGGGCCCCAAUGGAACAACAAUCCCUAUAAUAGGCAACGGGAUGAAAGAAGAGGAAGAAAUGAAAGGUUCGAUAGAAGGGGAAGAAAUGGAAACGGAAACUACGAUCGUUUCAAUUACCAAAGGAAGAACGAAGGUUCUAAAUUCAAUGGCGACCGUGAUAAAAGGCAGUUGCAAACUAAUAAAUAUGACAUGAACUAUAAUUCCCAAAAUGUAAUGUACCCGGGUUCAUCAUUCGAUUCUCCGGCUUACUACAACAUGGCCUCAUCCAAGGCAAAUUCAAGGCUUGUAAUUUCGGGCUUGUCUCAAAGCAGCGACCCCAGCAUUGUAGCAAGAUUGAAAGAUUUGCUGGAAAAUUUUAUUUCAGGUCUCCAGAAAACUGAGAGUAAUGCGGAGGACUUUAAAAUUUCCAACUUUUAUAUUGGUGAAGGAAGGCCGGACCAUAUUAUUGUUGAGUUUAGUUCUCAGAUCUGUAGCACUAUGGUUUUGGCCUGUCGAUCAUUCUUUAAUGCGAAGCUUGGUACUUUCGACUUAAAAUGGAGAAGACCUAAUGAUUAUGUUCAACAACUUGAUCAUCUGGUCGAUUUUUGCAGGGGUACGGUAAUUGCAUUGGAAAAUUUGGAAAAUAUAGGCGAGGGUGAAGAUUAUAGAAUGAAAGAGCUUUUUUCGUCAUUGAAUGUAACAAACGGUACCGCUAAGCCACUUUUUUACAAAUGUUCGUCCAAUACAAACAACACUGGCAAAGAAUCCGAAUUCACUAAAUGUAUUCUAUUAUCGUUUGAAGUCGUCACUCAGGAUAUUCUUGAUAAAUUAAAACCAUACAAAUGGUUCAAGCCAAAUGAUGGAAAGAUAUCACAAGUUACUUCAUGGAUUACGUUUCAAAGCCUGCCAAAUCUGGUUACCCAAUCUGUUCGUGUUGAAUCGAGAGUUUUGUUGCUCUUAAAUUGUCUUGAUCCAUUGGAUUUGAAAGAUGAAACCUUUAUCACAGAAAUUAAAGAAACAUUAAAGUAUAGUAUCGCGGGAGCAGAUACGAUUAAAAUAUGCCAACCCGGCGUCGAUUACAGACUUAAUUUUGAAAACUUGGCUUCCGGAGCCGGUAAUAUUUAUAUCAAGUUCAAGACCUUGGAGGCAGCAAAACACGCAAUGGAAGAAUUGCCGGGUACGCAAUUCAACGAUCGCACUGUUCUGUGUACUUAUAUAGAUGAGGACGACUUUGACAUGAUGGAAGCAACCCAACUUUCCUAA
Molecule: messenger RNA, 1584 nt
Organism: Saccharomyces cerevisiae S288C
Lineage: Eukaryota; Fungi; Ascomycota; Saccharomycetes; Saccharomycetales; Saccharomycetaceae
Gene: MUD2
Product: Mud2p
Exons: 1
Coding region: 1-1584 (527 amino acids)
Molecular function (GO): nucleic acid binding
Source: RefSeq, marked reviewed